AUGGCUGCUAUCAACCUCCCACCAUCUCUCGAGUAUGCCCGGAUACACGACCUCCCGUCGACGGCCUACUACAUCCCCGAUUUCAUCAGCGAAGACGAGGAACGCUUCAUCCUCAGCAAAAUUGCGUCCGCGCCGAAGCCCAGGUGGAAGCAGCUCACGCACCGUAGGCUCCAGACAUGGCCGUCCGACCUUGUACGCGAUACCCUACUCGACGCACCGCUGCCACCGUGGCUGCAAGAGCCGAUCAAAUCACGCCUGCGCUCUCUCCCGCUAUGGGAGGGCAAGCCUGGCCACAUCUUUGAGGGCAGCCCCCAUGGGUCUCCAAACCACGUGCUCAUAAACGAAUACCCCCCCGGCGACGGCUCCGCGUACUGGCCCGUCGUGUGCACCGUCAGUCUUGGCGCCAGUCUGUGCCUGAACCUGUAUCGCAGCAAGGACGACGGGGCCCUCGACCCGACGCCCGCGUGGAGAAUCCUCCAGGAACCUCGUAGCCUGCUCAUCACUACAGACAGCCUCUACACGGAUUAUCUCCACGGCAUCGACGACAUCGACGAGGACGUCGACCUGACCCCGGACAGUGGCGUGAUCAACUGGUCAUUGCUCCGGGAUCCCGACGUGUUCGCCGGCGGCCGUAAUUCUCGCGAAACCCGUACAAGCCUGACGUACCGAGACGUUUUGAAGGUGUCCAAAGUCGGAACCCGACUCGCCGCCCUGGGAAGGCGGUGA
Messenger RNA from Purpureocillium lilacinum, 726 nucleotides. NCBI's taxonomy places the organism in Eukaryota, Fungi, Ascomycota, Sordariomycetes, Hypocreales, Ophiocordycipitaceae. The record is from RefSeq and is a predicted model, not a curated record.